AUGCUUGUCCAGGAGGUUUGGAAGACGUUAUCGAUUGAGGGGGUUGUGGUGGGGGUGUCUGCUUUGCUGGGUGUGUUGUCUUUUGCAUAUGUCAUCUACAACCGCUUUUUGCAUCCUCUUCGGAGAUUUAACGGUCCCGUGCUUGCGUCGAUAACCCCCUGGGUGCAGUUGUAUCAUGGCCUGAAGGGGGACCGGCAUCUAUGGCUUCACAAUCUGCAUCAGCAGUAUGGGUCGCAUGUCCGUGUUGCGCCGAAUUUUGUCUCCAUCAACUCCGCGCAGGGCCUGCAUGAUAUCUAUGGCCAUGGGAAGAGACUGAAGAAGGCCAAUUUCUACAAUGGCUUCACUGCCAUCAAGGGCGUGUAUAACACGCACAAUGCGAUUGACAAGACGGUCCAUGGUCGGAAGAGGCGGGUGCUGAGCCAGGCUUUCUCCGAUCAGGCUCUCAAGAGUAUGGAGGAUGUCAUGCUGCUGCAUGUUCGACAGCUUUGCACGGCUUUGGCAGAGCAGCAGACGGACAGUAACAAGGCUGAGGCACAGAAGACCACCGUCCAGAAUAUGGGCAAUUGGUUCAGUUACCUCACGUACGAUGUCAUGGGUGAACUUUGUUUCGGGAAGAGUUUCGAUAUGUUGAUUUCCAGCGGCCGCAGGAAGAUGAUCCAGCUUGUCGAUCGCGCGGCUAACCGUCACUAUGUGUGCGGUCUCUGGAUGCCCCUUGAUACCUGGCACUUGGACCAAAUCGUCAUUCACAGACUGACCAACGACCGAUGGAACUUCAUCAUGAACUCGCGCGUAGAGGCCAACAAGCGGGCCCAGGAGCGUACACAGGCAGGCCACGACUCCAAGAAAGACUUCUUCUACUACCUGCUCAACGCCAAAGACCCCGAGACCGGCAAGGGUCUCACGACGCCCGAGCUCUGGGGCGAAGCCAACGUGCUCAUGAUCGCAGGCAGCGACACUACCUCCACCACGCUCGCGGCAACCAUCUUCUACCUGGUCCGCAACCCGCGCGCCAUGGAGUUCCUGAAAAAGGAAGUCCGUGAGGCCUUCACCUCAGUCGAGGAGAUCGUCACCGGCGGCAAAUUGAAUGAGCUCGUCUACCUCAAAGCCUGCAUUGAUGAAGCGCUGCGCUUGGCACCUGCCGUUCCGGGGGCCAUUCCGCGCGAGGUGAUGGAGGGCGGCGCCGUCGUGGACGGGGCCUUUUUACCCGCCGGCACGGACUGUGGGACCCCGACUUACUCCAUCCACCGCCAGCCCCAGUACUACCGCGAACCUGAGGCGUAUUUGCCCGAGAGAUGGAUUGAGGGCGCGACGUGCGUAACCGCCGAUGAUAAGUGGGAGAGCAGCAAGGAUGCUGUUGAGACUGCGCGGAGAGCAUUCUGCCCGUUCAGUAUUGGACCCCGCGGAUGCAUUGGCAAGGGCAUGGCAUUCAUGGAAAUGCGACUGACCAUCGCGCGGUUGAUGUUCCUGUUCGACAUGGAGUUGGCCGAUCGACAGGGAGAGGACGAGAAAGGCCAUCUGGCUCUGGUGGAUCAUUUCACCAGCGCCAAGCAGGGGCCGAAUGUGACCGUCCGCCGGAGGGAUCUAACCGUCUAG
Aspergillus bombycis is the source of this 1593-nucleotide messenger RNA. Its product is annotated as cytochrome P450. NCBI's taxonomy places the organism in Eukaryota, Fungi, Ascomycota, Eurotiomycetes, Eurotiales, Aspergillaceae. Gene Ontology annotation, molecular function: monooxygenase activity; iron ion binding; heme binding. The record is from RefSeq and is a predicted model, not a curated record. The transcript is spliced from 3 exons. The coding region runs from base 1 to 1593 and encodes 530 amino acids.